Arabidopsis thaliana (thale cress) is the source of this 3011-nucleotide messenger RNA. Its product is annotated as zinc finger (Ran-binding) family protein. NCBI's taxonomy places the organism in Eukaryota, Viridiplantae, Streptophyta, Magnoliopsida, Brassicales, Brassicaceae. The record is from RefSeq and is marked reviewed. The coding region runs from base 59 to 1426 and encodes 455 amino acids. The transcript has 7 exons.
ACUAAAACCUCACUUAUAGUCGUCUCUGGUGAAAUCUUGCCGGAGAGAUCUCAAUAAAAUGUCAUCUUCCAGAAUAUUCCUAGUCGGUAAUUCCAUAUUCCGACCUCACAAACCAUCCUUUCCUCUCUCUUUCAAUCGUUUUCCAUCUGUAUCUCUCCGCUUCCGAUGCUUCUCCAGUGACGCCGCCGCCGCAGUAGCAACCACCGUGGAUUCGGAUUCGCCGUCUCUCACUCCUCAUCCAUGGCCAGAGUGGAUAACUUUCGUCGAUCGCUUAAAGACGAAAGGAUAUUUCACCAAAGACACCGAAGAUGAUACUGUUUAUCAGGAAAUGAUUCUCGUUAAAGAUGCUUGUCUCAGCUUCGCUCGUGAUCGUUACGACGUUCUCAGAUCCUUAUCAUCAGGAGAUGUACAAGCUCUUGUGGAGCGUGGAUGCCCUAAUCUCUUCAGAAAAACUGUGAAUUCUUCCAAAAGGAUUCGAGCUCAUGUUAAGUUAAACGAAGGAGAUGUUUGUGGUUCUUGUGAUCUUCGUAGCUCGUGUGAUAGAGCUUAUGUGAUACUUAAGGAUACAGAAGCUGAUGCUCGAACUGUUGAUGUUAUGCGUUUACUAUUGUUCAAUGCGCUUGAUUCUAUAGUUAUCUCUCGAGGUGAAGUUCCACCUGGUAAAGAACUUGUUCAUGAGUCUGCAAGAAGACUUCUUUUAGAGUUGGUUGAGUUUAGUGAGAAGCCUUUAAUCCCUGCUUUACCAAAACCUUCUUCAAAGGAAUCUUCUUUGCCUUCGAAAGAGAGAGCUUUUAAGUCGAGGAAUGAUGAGCCUUCUCAGCGUGUGGCUUUUAAAUCGAGGAAUGAUGAUCCUUCUCAACGUGUGGCUUUUAAAUCGAGGAAUGAUGAGCCUUCUCACCGUGUGGCUUUUAAAUCGCGGAACGAUGAGUCUUCUCAACGUGAUCGACCUCUUUACAGUGCAGAUUGGGCUUGUCCUAAAUGCGACUUUGUAAACUUUGCCAGAAAUGAAAGAUGCCGAGAGUGCAAUGAAGUCGCUGACAGACGACCUGUUGCUGCUGUUGUCAAGGAAGGUGACUGGCUAUGUCCUGAGUGUAGUUUCUUAAACUUCACAAGAAACCAGAGCUGUCUGAAAUGCAAAGCAAAGGGACCAAAGAAAACUUCAAUGGUGAAUAUUGUUGAAAUGAAGAAAGGAGACUGGAACUGCACUGGGUGUGGAUAUAUGAACUUUGCUAGCAACAAACAGUGUCGAGAGUGCCGAGAACAACGUCACAAGACGCUAGCUGAGCCUGGAGAUUGGGAAUGCCCCUCAUGCGACUUCGUGAACUUUAGGAGAAACGAUGCUUGCAAGAAAUGCGAGUGCAAACGACCUAGCCAAGCCAAUAACGAUCAAGAAGACCAUACAUGGAAACGACCCGCCUUAGUGUAAACUUAUGCUUUUGUACUUGCAAGAUUCACUGCUUGCUAUUUCCUUUCAACUUGUUGUUUCUUCUUCUCUUGUUGAGUUCCCAAAUUUCUAAACAGAUAACAAUUUUGAAGCAGAAAAUGGAAACCUAGUUUGUAGUCACAUUCAUGAUUCAUCGUUAAAGCUAUAUUUUAUGUAGUCAAGUACAAACUAUGUCAUCUCUAAUACAAAACAAGCCAUGAUUAUACAAAAGCUUCAAGGCCAAAAAAAGGUGCAAGUUCUUCGUUAGGAACAGACCGUAGCUACAUUACAAAAGCUUCCCGUGAGAGCUACAUAAGCUAAAACUAUUGAGAUGAUGAUGUCAUCGGAUUCAUGAGUUGGUCUCCAUUUGAAAUUUCACCUUCAUAUUCCUUCUUCCCUCUUCUUUAUCUACCAAACCAUGUUCCUUGAGACAUGAUUUUGGUGAUGGAGCAGACUUUUGCGGCUUCUGAGGCAAAGGAACUUUUUUUACUUCAUUGUCUUCCUCAAAGGGUUCGAGGCGGUACGUAACCUUAGACUUUCCUAGUCUAAACUUUUUGCUCCUAGCAAAUUGAUAAGCCGUCACUGCAUCGAUGCUCUGCAUGAAUACUACUUUCGCAGAGCUUUCCCCUGGGUUUACAUCAGUUCUUGAAGCAUCUAUUUUCCCAAACACACUGAAUCUCUUCAACAGUUCUGCUUUGGACGGGAGAUCCCCAUGUCUACACAAAAACUUCAUCCGCAAACAUUUUGGAUUAGCAAGCCGCAUAUCUUUCAUCAGGUGUAGAUUCAGCGAUUUAUCAGUAGAAAUAGAUUGUUGGCCUGCUUUCUUCUUUCUCUUGGAGUAACGUGCAGAUGCUUUGUCUCGACUUGCCUUCCUUUUGACACCAAUGGAUCUGACAUUAUCAACUGAUCUCGUCUGGUUUUCAACAGUUGUUCCAGCUUCCAAAUCUUGUAAUUGUUCUGCAGGUGCUCCUGCAUCAUCAGAACUAAAUUCUUUGUUUGAAGUGCCUGUACUAGGUAGCGAAACCUGUCCCACCUCCACAAUAUGUGACUCCAACGUAUAUUCAGAGCAGUUUUCUCGUGUUCCAUUAAGACUAUUCCUACCUAACGACUGCUCAUUCAAGGUCUUGGCACUGAUGAUAGAGCUAUCAAGCUUGUUUCUUGGGCUAGCAUAUUUUUUUCUCACUGAACAAGCUAGAGUGUGACAGGCUCCUGGAACAACAAAAGAAACAGGCUUUGCCAAAUAAGCUUUGUCGUUGCUCGAAUCAAGCAAGGGUGACAGUUCAUUUGUCGAUGUCACAGGUCCAUCAACCAAACCAAUGAUGUCAUCAUGAGUUUCAAUCAUAACAUCAGGAAGUGCUUCUGAUACAUCAACUCUUGAGGCAGCAACGGAAGUGGUGUCUUCCUCUAUCAUAUCUUCAAUAGAAGGUUCUGAAUUCAAUAAGCAGAUAUUCUGCUCAACUUGACAGCAUUCUUUACUCUUGGACAGGUGACCAUCAUCCUCAUGAACAGCUCUUCUAACCAUGGUUUCACAAGCUUUCAUGGUACUAGAAUUAGAACUGGUUCGAGGGCUCCUCGUAUUCCAUGUGCA